CACUGCUCGCUACAGAAGUUUCCCCGAGCACCGGGCUCAGCUUGUCAAAUACCGCCGCUCCCAACACAAGCGGCCUUACGUUCCCUGAGGUUGUACCCAGCCUGGCUCCAAAGUACACCAGCGGGUCUGGAAGGGAUCCAAAAGCAGAAGCAGAACCAGAAAACGCCAGACAGGAAGGACAAACAGACUGGCCGACGUGACGAGGAGAUUGGCAAACGGGGUACCACCCUGCGCGCCCAGGCCCCGCCCCCAACCAACACGUCCUUUACCUGCCUUGGCACCGCCUCGCCACGAACGCGCCUGCGCGAUUUUCUGCAGCCCCGGAAGCUGAUCCCGCAGAGCAACGUGCGCUCUCGGUUGAGUGAGUCUCCAUUUUUCUGGUUCACACCAGCGGUCGCGCUCUUUAGUGCCCGCCUCCACCCCAGGUUUCGGGGUCGGCUGGUAAGGUAAAGUUCUUGAACCGUCUCCUCCCUCUCCCCUCUUGCGGCGUGGCUGUAAGAAGUUCCGACUUCUUUCGCUCGGGGCGGGUCCCGGGGGUCUGCCGUCGUUUCCGGCGUAAAUCGCUCUGAGGCGGAUUCGGGCCCAGCCUUUCUGCCCGUGGUCCUGCAGAUCCCGAUAUCUCUGCCGGUUACGUUCCUGCUCAGAACCUUUCUGUGAUUCCCGAGUCUCCCCCCGACCCCAUCCCCCAACUGUGUCGGGCCCAGUCGUCACUAGUGAGGUGGAUGCAGGCCGUUCGCCCCGCCACAGGGAGGGCAAAGAGGGGACACACACGGCGGGGAAAGACGCAGAAAUCUGCGGAGUUAGAGGGUCAUCAGAAGGUGUGGGGAGGAAGAACGGCGGGGAUUGAAACAGAGGCUGCAGCAGAGUGGGGUCACACGGUUGGAGGAGGAAUAGCGAGGGAGGGAAACGGAAAAUGGACCAAAGGACAGAAGAAAAACAAGGACACAGAGAGACUUAUACAGAGAACAAAACACGUAGUGGUCUGGGCCAAAGCACAGGACCCAAACUCUGGCUGGAGAUCCAGGAGAGCCAGUGGUGUAACUCAGUCAGUCUGAAGGCCUGUGAAUGAGGAUCCAGGCCAGCAGGAGAAGAUUGAUACCCCAGCUCAAGCAGUUAGUAUAACCUUACCUGAGAAAGAAGACUAGAAGAAGAGGGAAAAAAGAAGGAAUGGCUCUUUUCCAGGGACGGCUGACAUUCGGGGAUGUGGCCAUAGAAUUCUCUCAGGAGGAGUGGGAGUGCCUGGACCCCGCUCAGAGGGCCUUGUACAGGGACGUGAUGUUGGAGAACUACAGGAACCUGGUCUCCCUGGGUGAAGAUAACUUCCCUCCAGAAGUCGGAAGUACUUCUGCUGGAUUUGCAAUCAAGGAAUUAUCACCAACAGAGGACAUUAAUAAAGGCGAAUUUUAUCACUUAGUGUUAUUGGAGAGAAAUGAAAGUCAUGGCAUCAAAGAUUUUGAUCUCCAGGAAGUCUGGGAAGAUAUGCAUGAGUUUGAAAGUCAGUGGCAAUGUGAUGCAAGAAAUUACAAAGAAGUGCCUUUGACCCAUGACAAAUAUCUCACUUGGAGAAAAGAUCAGCAAGUUAAUCAGUCCUCAGUUACUCUUCCUGAAAAGCAGGGUGUUUCUGUAAGAAACAGUACAUACCAGCAUUUCAUGCAUGAUGAACCAUUUAUAAGGAAUUUAUUAAAAAUGGACAAUAACAGAAGUGGUGCUGGAAACCAGUACAUAAACUGCUUGGAAAAUAGAAUUGGAUUAAUUUCUCAGGCACAUCUGCCCAAACUGCAGACAUUUCAUAGUGAGGAGAAAAUGUAUGAAUGUAAUCCAACUGAGAAGUCUGUCAGCAAUGGUUCCUCAGUCUCACCACUUGAAAGAAUUCCUCCCAGUACCAGAAACAUUUGGAAUAAAUCUAAGAAGAUUUCUAAAUAUCCUUUAUUACGUGCACAAGCCAGGAGAGCAUACACUAGAGGAAAAUCUUACAAAUGUAAUGAAUGUGGGAAGGUUUUUAGCAAAAGCUCAAACCUCAUGAGUCAUGAGAUAAUUCAUUCUGGACAGAGACCUUAUAAAUGUAAUGACUGUGGCAAAGCCUUUUCUGAGCGCUCACGUCUUAUUCGACAUAUGAAAAUCCAUUCUGGAGAGAAACCUUACAAAUGUAAUGAAUGUGUCAAAUCCUUUAACAGGGUUUUGAGCCUCACCAGACAUCAGAGAGUCCAUACAGGAGAGAAACCAUAUAAAUGUAACAUAUGUGGCAAGGUCUGUAGUCAAAAUUCAAACCUUGCAAAUCAUCAGAAAGUGCAUACUGGAGAGAAACCUUACAAAUGUAAUGAAUGUGGAAAGGCAUUUAUCCAUCGUUCACAACUUUGGAGUCAUGAGAGAGUGCAUACUGGUGAGAAACCUUACAAAUGUAAUGAAUGCAGCAAAGCCUUUUCUGAGCGUUCAAAUCUUACUCAACACAAGAAAAUCCAUACUGGAGAGAAACCUUACAAAUGUAAUGAGUGUGGCAAAGCUUUUAAACAGUGCUCACAUCUCAUUAGACAUCAGAAUACACAUCGUGGAGAGAAACCACACAAAUGUGAUGUAUGUGGCAAGGCUUUUAUCCAAAGUUCUAGCCUUAUAGAACAUCAGAGGAUUCAUACAGGAGAAAAACCGUAUAAAUGUAGUGAAUGUGAUAAGGCUUUUAUCAGACGUUCACACCUCUUGGGUCAUGAGAGAACUCAUACUGGAGAGAAACCUUACAAAUGUAGUGAGUGUGGCAAAGCCUUUGCUGAGCGCUCAAAUCUUACUCAACAUAAAAAAAUCCAUACUGGAGAGAAACCUUACAAAUGUAAUGAGUGUGGCAAAGCUUUUACCCAAUUUGCAAAGCUUAGUAGGCAUCGGAAAAUGCACACUGGAGAGAAGCCACACAAAUGUAAUGUGUGUGACAAGGCUUUUACCCGAAAUUCAAGCCUUGUGGAACAUCAGCAAAUUCAUACAGGAGAAAAACCUUGUAAACGUAAUAAAUAUGCUAAGGUUUUCACCAAACGUUCAGACCUUUAGAGUCAUGAGAGAAGUUAUACUGGAGAGAAACCAUACAAAUGUAUUGAGUGGCAAAGCCUUUAGGGAGCAUUCACAUCUUAUUCAGCAUAAGAAAAUCCAUAUUGGAGAGAAACCUUGUAAAGGUAAUGAGUGUGGCAAAGCUUUUACUCGAUUUGCAAAACUUACUAGGCAUCAGAAAAUACACUGUGAAAAUAAAGUAUAAACCUAA
Neofelis nebulosa (Clouded leopard) is the source of this 3238-nucleotide messenger RNA. Its product is annotated as zinc finger protein 677-like. Gene Ontology annotation, molecular function: DNA-binding transcription repressor activity, RNA polymerase II-specific. The transcript has 5 exons. The record is from RefSeq and is a predicted model, not a curated record. The coding region runs from base 1168 to 3030 and encodes 620 amino acids. NCBI's taxonomy places the organism in Eukaryota, Metazoa, Chordata, Mammalia, Carnivora, Felidae. Gene Ontology annotation, biological process: negative regulation of transcription by RNA polymerase II.